Messenger RNA from Nilaparvata lugens (brown planthopper), 6224 nucleotides. It is a transcript of the gene pdm3, whose product is annotated as POU domain, class 6, transcription factor 1. Lineage: Eukaryota; Metazoa; Arthropoda; Insecta; Hemiptera; Delphacidae. Gene Ontology annotation, biological process: regulation of transcription by RNA polymerase II. Bases 1098 to 3305 code for a protein of 735 amino acids. The record is from RefSeq and is a predicted model, not a curated record. Gene Ontology annotation, molecular function: RNA polymerase II cis-regulatory region sequence-specific DNA binding; DNA-binding transcription factor activity, RNA polymerase II-specific. The transcript is spliced from 13 exons.
UUGUGUUUAGACAUGUAAUGCCUGAAGAAAGUUAUAUAGAACAUUUCGUUUGUAGAGGCACAAAAUUGCUUCAAAUUUGAAUAAACUCACGUGUAUUCUACAGAAUUUUAUAUUCGUCAAAAAGUGUGUGUUGAGACAUUUUGAACCUGUGAAAAAAGUGGAGGAUAGACUGAUUUCUACGUCAAAUGAGGAACAAUUUCUACUUUCAAAAGGCAAAAACUCAUGUUUCACAUCCAUUCUAUUAAAUUUUAUUGAUAUCUGAAAUGAGAUCAUUGUAGUCUCGAAGUUCUACUGUUUUCCCGGAAACUUUCAUUUGGUGAGUUGAAAUUUAACAGUAUUUCAAAACAUUUUAGAACUAAAUACGUGAUAGAACAUUUGUUUCAUUGUCAUGGAAUGAGGAGUUACGUAGUAACUACCGUUAACUUGAUAAAGGGAUAGUUAUUAUAGUAAAAAUAGGAAUUACAUACACGUGUUGAAGUUAAAUCGAACUUUGUAGCUCCAAUCAAGUUACCACGUGAUAAUUCUGUGUUGAAAAUGGUGAGAGACAAACUACUAGAAAACUUUACAGAUUUUUCUCAUUUUGAAAACUUUGAGUGUCAAUGAAUAUGUGAGUGAGUAACACUAUAGUGACAAAGAAAAGGUGUUCAGUGUAGUUAUAAUACCGAAUAGAGCCUGAAAAUUUUGAGAAGUGACCUUUUGACAACAGAAAGAAACGUAACAACAAUUAUUUGAGUAUUGUUGCCAAAACUGUUGACUACAUCGCGAUAAUUGACUCAUCUUCAAAUCUCUAUUAAAUUGAUUAUCAUAUUGGAACUGAACAUUCUCGAAAACAAAAAAUUAAAUACUCUACAUGAACUUAUCGAAAACAGUGAAAGUCGGUCUUCAAUAUCUGAACUGAAACCUGGUGUAAUCUACGGGGGUGAAAAUUGGAAACUUCCAUCACCAGCUGGAGUCCAACCCAGCACCGCUGAAACCUUCUUCUUAUCUACUUCCUCGAUUCAACAGUUUCUCAAGCCAGACUACCACCACACCAGCUGCACUAGAGAGAGAGAGAGAAUGGAGGAGUGAAUGAGGAGGUGAGGAGGAGGUGAGGAGGAAUGGCAGAAGGAGAAGAAGAGACUGGAGACGCCAUGUUAGCAGUUAGCGCUUCACCCCACAGCGUCAUGCGGCGAGAACAUUCUCAACCAAUGAACUUGAAAUCUGAGGAAUCGGAUGACGACUCCUCGUGCACCGGCUCGACUAGCAGCUCCCUGUCACCGGGUGACAUCCCCCUACCACCAACCAACCCCGACCUGACCGCCCAACCGGUCAGAGGGGGAAACGGAGGAACACACAAUCUCUCAGUCAGACCGGACAGCUACCUGAGAGAUACCUCCUCUCUCAGGGAUGGGUCUCUCCUCAGAGAGAACUCGCUCAGGGAAGGAGGUCAAGGUCAUCCUCAGGACAGAAGGCAGGAUGAGGGUGGAGAGGCUCUCCCUCUGAAGGGAGGGAAUCGUCAACAUAGGGAGCGCAGUAUGAGCCCUGUCAAAGGAGAGGGGUUGGAUGCGACUAAAGGACAGAAUCAUCUCAAUGGAUUGGCAGGACUCAUGGGACUACAGAAUUUGGCCGGACUGCAAAAUCUUCACUCUCAGUCUAAUCCACCACAGCACAAUUCUUCACAAUUAUUGAACACACCCCUCAAUCUCAGCAUAAAUGCUACUGGCUCGAUGCAAGUGGGAGCCAACAACGGUGCCUCCCCAGGAGUGGUCCCCCAAGCGCCUCCCCAGCUACUCACUGCUCCCCAGCCGGCUGCCAUGCCUCAGUUCAUCCUGGCCUCAGGACAGCUAGUGCAAGGCAUACAGGGUGCGCAACUGCUAAUACCCACUUCACAAGGUAUUGCAACACAAACGAUUCUCACAAUCCCGGUUAACCACGUAACCAGCAAUCAAAUAGUUAACCUGGCGUUAAGCAACGGUCAAGUGAUAACCACCACUUUGGCUAAUCUCCAGUCAAUGGCGCAGCCUCACCAUCUACUGGCUCCUACUCAUAGUUCAGUUUCAAGCGCCAGCCCACCCAUAAUUCCCGCCACCGGCCUCAGUCCUGCCAACGCAACACUCACUAGUCAACUUCUCAACGGCCAUAGCACUGCUACCAACCUAAACAACAACCUCGCCAGUGUAGCCAACUGCAACAACGGGUUGCCAACGCAACAUAACCUCAACCAGUCGAAUCUCAGUGGUCAUCUGGGCAGUAAUGGCAGUCUUCAAGGUCAAGCAGGUCAGGCUCAAGGUCAGAGCCAUUCUCAAGGUCAAAGUCACCAGCAACAGCUGAUCAAUGCUUUGCAGCAGCAUCAGCAACAACAGCAACAGCAGAAUGCAAAUGGUGGCCAGAUGUCGGUUCAGAGGUCGCCUAACCAUUUUUCGCAGAAUGCAGACAAAUCUCCACCUCAUCCCAGCGCUGCCACCAAUGGUCUCCUACCGAAUGGAGGUGGUGUGACACCAUCGUCAUCUAUGCCUUCGUCACCACUGAACACCGCGGUGAUCAACCGUCUGGCGGCCACCAACUCGGACCUCACCAUCACGACCACCUCCACCCCCAACUCUAAGCAGCAUCAGCACAUCAAUAACAACAACAACAACUAUGCACCUCAGUCCAUGCAGCACAGCCCAGCUGGCAUUGAUCUACUGGAUGAUUCACCAAAUCAACCAACCAUCAGCCAGAGCAACUGCAACAUGGUGGAUGGCAUCAACUUGGACGAGAUCAAGGAGUUCGCCAAGGCAUUCAAGCUGAGACGUCUCUCGCUCGGUUUGACUCAGACCCAGGUCGGCCAAGCACUCAGCAUCACUGAAGGUCCUGCCUACAGUCAGAGCGCAAUCUGCAGUGCCCUGGCCACUCAGAUGUACUGCGCAGCUCAGCUGGCCACAGCCCAACAGCAGUCAAUGUACGUCCAACCCGAAUGCAACUCAAAUGCCCGGUUUGAGAAACUCGAUAUAACACCAAAAAGCGCUCAGAAAAUAAAACCGGUUCUGGAGAGAUGGAUGAAAGAGGCUGAAGAGAGGUACAAAAGUGGACAAAACCAUUUGACAGAGUUUAUCGGUGUGGAGCCCUCCAAGAAGAGGAAAAGAAGAACCUCAUUCACACCGCAAGCCCUAGAACUGCUCAAUGCACACUUCGAGAGGAACACACAUCCUUCUGGCACAGAGAUCACAACCCUGGCCCACCAGCUGGGCUAUGAGCGAGAGGUGAUCCGCAUCUGGUUCUGCAACAAGCGGCAAGCACUCAAGAACACCGUGCGCAUGAUGUCGAAAGGCGGUUGUCCCACUUAGCCCACGGCCUCAGCCCAGCCACCAUUCCUCUGGGACUUCGACUAAGAAAAUGCACCAUCAGCAGAAAACAGCCUUCAGCUGAAUCUGCCAAGAAUGGCCAUUUAGCAGAAGAAUGGACAUUUAAGUGUGACUGGGUUGAGAGCACAUUGGCUUUGAUGAAUGCCAUUAAUGGAUACUUCAAUGUGGUAGGUGUUUGGGCAUCAUUUUUGUGGGGUUUUUGAGGAGAAAAUACAUCAUCAGUAGGGAACAAUAUCCAGCCAAUUCUGCAGAAAAUGGACAUUUAGCAGAAGAAUGGACAUUUAAGUGUGUCUUGGUUAGGAGCAAAUGGACUUUGAAGGAUGCAAGUGAGGAUUACUGUACUGUGGUAGGUGUUUGGACAUCAUUUUUUUGGGGUUUCGCCUGAGAAUGUAUCAUCAGCAGCAAACAGCAUUCAGCCAAAUCUGCAGAGAAUUGACAUUUACUGGGAAAAUGGACAUUGAAAAUGUGACUGGGUUGAGAAGUGAUAGACUUGGUUAAGUGUGGUGAAUAACUGUCUGUCUUGGAGGCACCAUUUUUGUAGGGUUUUGACUGAGAGAACGCACCGUCAGUGGAAAGCAGCUUAAAGGGGAAUCUGCAGAAAGUGGACAUUCAGCAGAAUCAGUGGAAAAUUGGACAUUAUUCGAAGACUGACUGGGUUGAUGAAACAUGAAAUUUGUCAAGUGUGAGUAGUAGAUUUUCGUGGAGUUUUGUCUGAGAAAACACAUCAACAGAAAACAGCUUUUUGUAGAAUAAGAGGAAAUUGGAUAUUAUUGGAAGUGGAGCUGGGUUGGUUUGAAAUGGAUUUUUUUUUAGUAUUGUGUGAAAUUCUUAAUUUUAAUGUAGGUAUGUGAAAAGUUCAUAUGGGCACCAUUUUGGGGGGAUUUGAGCUUCAAAAAUUCCCUAUCAGCAAGGAAUAUUGAGCUAUGAAGUAGACUGGGUUGGUUUGAGAUAGUAAGGACUGUACAUGGUUCAGUGGUGUGUGUUUAUGAAGAUUGUAGGAAUGAUGUGAAUGUGCCAGGAGUCUGGGUGCCAUUUAACUGAGAAAGUGCAAUAUCAGUAGAAUUAACAGGACAGGACAUGGAGAUGUUCCAGAGAUGAGUGAAGCACUUGACAAAAAAUCAUAGCAGGGGCUUGGGAAGGGCCAACCAUUUCUAUGGUAUUGUACCUGGACUUGUCAAUUACCACAGAAAUGUUCACAAAAUAUUGACUGGUAUAAAUUGGUCCUUAUUUGUGCCAGAUGAGCCUACAUCUUUUAUAGAUGAGUCUUGAUACAGUGGAAUAGUUAAAACCAAUCCAUCCUAACCUGCAUUUACUGCAUUUGGAGAAUGGAUGUAUGGAAAUAUACCUACUAUUUUUCACUCCUUUGUGAAUGGAGUAUGAGUGCCAUUUUUGUGAGUUUUGGUCAUUUGAUCAAAAGUUCUGAAAUCAGACAAAGUACCAUAGUACUUUGACUGAGGCUCAUGUGUAGAUACUUGGUUUGAACUGAGAAAUGUCGAUGUUCAUUUGAGCCCUGUAUGAAACACCUUAUGAUAAAUGCAACCAUAUCUGCAAGUGAACGUGAUUUAGCGUUAAACAUAGUGUUUGCAUUUGGUCCUAAGGACUUUCUAUACAAGGUAGAAUCCGGAUAAAAUGAAGUAUGGUAGGGUUGAUAGAAGAAGUUGUAAAUUGAACACAUUUUUAUCAUCAAUUUAAUGCAUUUGGAAAAUAAAAUUGUAUUGAGAAUAUGGGUUCACAGAUAGUGAGGAGUCUAAAUUGGAAAAGUGCAGAAGAGGGGACAAUUGAUGUGCAAUUUCAAGAAAAUUCGUUCUUGUUAGUCAGAAAUGUUGUAGAUAAGGCUUGGGUUAUUGCUCUGUGAAUUUGUUGGUUGAAUUUUAAUGUAUCUAGAGUAGGCUAUGAAUGCUGAUCUUGUGGUAGUUUUACAGAGAGAGUGCCAUAUAUCAUCAAAGAAACCAUUUGGAUUGGACAUUUUCAAACUUGAUGUAAUUAUUAUCAAUGUGUAAAACUGUUGAAUAGAUGUAAGCAAAUCUUGACAUUUGUGAUUGUAUUUGAUUUAGUUGCGAUAUAACUAGGCCUACCAGUAAUAUUGGGAACUAUAAUUUUUGUGGGAUGGUGACUGAAAUGGUUAGCAUUACUGUACAGAACAAAAAGCAUCAUAAAAUGUGUAAAUUGGACAAAGUUUGGAAGUCUGAGAUAUCAACUUCGAUUUAUCAAGAUUUUCAGGUAUGGCAAAGCACUAUGGAUAACAUUACUGUGAACAUCCUCCAACUAGGAACAAACUCAAAUUGACAAAACUUACAAAUAGGAAAAACUGGAUGGAACAUAAUUUAGUCAAUUUAGAUAUAAGAUCAGUUAUUUAGGUAUCCUAUUAAAGUCCUUCCACACUGUAAAAAUAUCACACAAGCAUCUUCUGUAUUGCUGAUCACAAAUAAACUGGUGUUAAAACAUAACUGGAGGAUAACUACUUGUAACAAGGUAAUUAACUAGUCUGAUUAACUAGGCUACUAAAGACCAUCAUUUUGCUUAUAUUUUGAAAAAGGUAGAUACAUUUUCUUGUCAUCCAGGAAUAAUGUUGUCAUACGUGAAAACUCAAAAAUUAACUCCUGCUCUUGGAAAAAAUAUGUAUUUUUGUCCUUCACUCAUAGAUUAUUUUAUUGUGGUUAUCAUCUGUCUCACUUCAACUCAUGAAGUGAGUAUAGAAGCCUCUUAAUAGCUGGUUCAUCUGGCCCAGAGGACCAGCUUAUGAGAAUUUUUCUGUCCCUCAUUCUAUGAAACUAUCUCCUACUCUUUAGAUCAUAAAAAUACAGUACACUUGUAUUGGACAGAGAUUCAUCACCACUACUAUAAAUCCAAAAACCUGUACGCUCCAUCCAUUUACACUUGAAUUGAGGGCAAACACAUCCU